CCGACUGACACUCCUUUAAAGAAAACCGGAAACUCUGCGAUGAAGGAGUGGUCAGCAGGCUACAUACCAAAAGCGAUUUGUUUGUAAAAGUUUCUUAAUCGUUCCUAACCCUCACAAUCUUUACAAUGUCGGGCUCAUCGAGCAUUGUGGCGAUGAAGAAAGUCGUCCAACAGUUACGUCUCGAAGCGGGCAUCAACAGAGUAAAGGUGUCCCAGGCCGCCGCGGACCUGCAGCAGUUCUGCCUGCAGCACGCCCAGCAGGACCCUCUGCUCUGCGGCAUGGCCACCAGCACCAACCCGUUCAGACCGCAGAAGGUCUGCUCCUUCCUAUAGCACCAACCAACACACCUGCAAACCCUCUGCCUGUUUUUGGACAUUGUGAAGCGUUGUUGGACUUGCGCUGUGGAAUGAUUCGUCUCAGGAGCGUAUGGGAAUUUGCGAACAAGAAACUAACCUAAGGUGUUUUUUUUUUUUUAAAUGAUUGCCUUUGUAAACUGUGAUAAACAUUUCCAUGUGCUUAUAUGGCACAAUACAAGUCUUAACCUUCUUGCUUGGAAAUAACUAACCCAAAUCGUGCCUUUUUGAAUUGUAAAACGUUCCAUAACUGAUUUUUGAGAAUAAAUAAAUGUAUUUUCCACAUU
Molecule: messenger RNA, 640 nt
Organism: Notothenia coriiceps (black rockcod)
Lineage: Eukaryota; Metazoa; Chordata; Actinopteri; Perciformes; Nototheniidae
Product: guanine nucleotide-binding protein G(I)/G(S)/G(O) subunit gamma-5
Exons: 3
Coding region: 126-332 (68 amino acids)
Biological process (GO): G protein-coupled receptor signaling pathway
Cellular component (GO): heterotrimeric G-protein complex
Molecular function (GO): G-protein beta-subunit binding
Source: RefSeq, a predicted model, not a curated record